AUGACUCGUUCGCGAUGGCUUGCUUUGGCUGCUGUUUGUGCUUUAUCGGUAGGAAGUCAUUUUUCUGCGUAUCUGUUAGGUCCUUUGAAGUCGAGGUUACAUAGAGAGAUGGGGACUUCAAAUUCUCAAUUCUCAUUGCUUGUAGCUUCUUUCAACUUGAAUUCAACUUGGACACCGUUGGUCGCUGGGAUCUUCGUCGCUAGAUUUGGGACUGCACUCAGUUCUGUGGCCACCACAGGAUGUGUCCUUGUAGGACAGUUGAUCCUACUCCUUGGAGUGACGAUAGAACACCUCAAUAUCAUGACCCUUGGUCUCUUCGUCUUUGGCUUAGGGAUGACGCCCCUUGCUGUUGUUCAAGAAACCCUUCUAUCCCACCUGUCACCUUCCCACAACCUCGGCAUCUCUCUAGCGCUCGGUCUCGUCUCAGGCAAAUCUUCCUCAUUCAUUUCCUCCCUAGUCUCCCUUCCCCUGGCCAAAAAGUUCGGCGAUUGGAUGCCAUUCACACUCGCUGUCAUACUCUGCAGCGUCAGUUUCCUCGGAAACGCUCUCCGGCUUUUGUUCGGAUGGGGGAGUGAAGCUGGCGAAGCGGCUGUCAAAGCCAAGCGGAGAGUCAGCUGGGGAGGUGUAGGUAGUUUAGGAGAUGUUUUCUGGGUGUAUAUCUUAUUAAAUGUCCUCGCGGGGGCGAUAUGGCAACCUUUCUUACAUCUUUCUGCCAAUUUGGUGCAGCAUCGAUACAAUCUCACUGAGAGUAUUGCGAGUUUCCAAGCUUCCAUUCUUCUAGCCGGUGCUAUCGUCCUGUAUCCUCUUGUCGGCAUACUCACAGAUCGUUUGGGAACAUCAACACCCCGAGUCACAUUUCAUUGUAUCCAUCUCUCCUCGCUUUUCACUUUAUUAGGUUACACAUAUCUCCUCCUACCUCCUUCCCUCACCGGAUCACCAUGGUUUGGGAUGAUCCUUUUCGCUAUGGGACACGGUAUGGCAACUUUACUCAUGGUCAUCGUCGUCCCUCGUCUCCUUCCUCCCGCUCUCGUUCCAUUAGGUUUAGGACUACAUAAAUCAUUAGAAAUGGCUUCUUCCUCUCUCUCACAAACUCUUUCAGGUUUAUGGCUGGAUCAUGCUCGUGGGGCGGAUGAAGAAGAAGCGGAAUAUCAAGCAGGUUCCAGUUUACUUCGAGUAUAUUGGACUAUCAACAUACUGCAAUUCAUCUGCGCCCUUUUCUUAUGGCGAUUAGAGAGAAAGAAACGUAGAGAAGGGGGUGUGGAGAUAGCGGAAGAAUAUGAACAACUACCAUCUUCUGAUCCGGUCGAAGAGGGGUCGGAGGGGGAGGAGCAAGAAGGAAGGGUUAAUAAAGUUCCUUUGAUAAGAGUUGAUGGACCAUCUUCUGCUUUGGUACAUUCUGAAGGAGAGAGACGGAGGGCCAGAUGGGGCUUCGGUGCGAGUUUAGGGUUUAUAGGUGUGGUUUGGUUGGUUUUCAUGACUACCGCUUGGAGUAGGUUAUGA
Tremella mesenterica DSM 1558 is the source of this 1500-nucleotide messenger RNA. RefSeq lists its product as uncharacterized. The record is from RefSeq and is a predicted model, not a curated record. Bases 1 to 1500 code for a protein of 499 amino acids. Gene Ontology annotation, molecular function: transmembrane transporter activity. Lineage: Eukaryota; Fungi; Basidiomycota; Tremellomycetes; Tremellales; Tremellaceae. The transcript is spliced from 7 exons. Gene Ontology annotation, biological process: transmembrane transport.